Molecule: messenger RNA, 2898 nt
Organism: Hemibagrus wyckioides
Lineage: Eukaryota; Metazoa; Chordata; Actinopteri; Siluriformes; Bagridae
Gene: hey2
Product: hes-related family bHLH transcription factor with YRPW motif 2
Exons: 5
Coding region: 154-1023 (289 amino acids)
Biological process (GO): anterior/posterior pattern specification; regulation of neurogenesis; regulation of transcription by RNA polymerase II
Cellular component (GO): nucleus
Molecular function (GO): RNA polymerase II cis-regulatory region sequence-specific DNA binding; protein dimerization activity; DNA-binding transcription factor activity, RNA polymerase II-specific
Source: RefSeq, a predicted model, not a curated record
CUCCGUGGGAAAAGAAGCUCAGAGGGAUUCUGGAGGGAAGAAAAAAGAAAAAAUUCUACGCAGAGAGGCGCGCGCGCGCCUCAACCAGCUGUGCGCACAUCGCUCGCGCUCCGAUUCCUCACAGCCCCGUGAAACUCGCUCUCUCGCGCCGACAUGAAGCGGCCCUGUGAGGACACCACAUCCGACAGUGACAUGGACGAGACCAUCGACGUGGGCAGUGAGAAUAAUUACCCCGCCCAGAGCAGCAGCUCUUUUCUGAGAUGUGCUUCUCCCACCACCACCUCGCAGGUCAUGGCCCGAAAAAAACGCAGAGGGAUCAUCGAGAAGAGACGGAGAGACCGGAUCAAUAACAGUCUAUCAGAGUUGCGUCGCUUGGUGCCGACUGCUUUCGAGAAACAGGGCUCUGCUAAACUAGAGAAAGCUGAAAUACUGCAGAUGACAGUAGAUCAUCUAAAGAUGCUGCAGGCUACAGGAGGAAAAGGUUAUUUUGAUUUUCAUGCUCUGGCCAUGGACUUCAUGAGCAUCGGUUUCCGCGAGUGUCUCACCGAAGUAGCUCGCUACCUGAGCUCGGUAGAAGGACUGGACUCAAGUGACCCUCUGCGUGCUCGCCUCAUGUCACACCUCAGCAGCUGUGCCUCUCAACUCGUCGCCUCAUCUAUCACACACCAUCCUCAAGCCCUGCACCCUCUCCACCCGCUGCACCCGCUACCCGCAGCCUUUCUAUCACACGCCACACCAUCAGCCUCGUCCUCGUCUUCCUCUUCGGAGCCACAUCGCUCCUCCUUCUCUCACGCCGGCAGCAUAGCACCGCCGCUCUCCACUUCCCUGCUCUCGCUCUCUGCAACCUUCCCCCUGUCGUUUCCCACCGGAUUCCCGCUCUUCGCUCCUGGCAUGACGUCAUCGGCGACCAUCAGCUCUUCCAUUUCCAGCUCAUCCACAUCGACGACGUCACAGCAGAGCAGCUCCAGCUCCAGCUCUGCUAAACCGUAUCGGCCAUGGGGGACUGAAGUGGGAGCGUUCUAAGCGCUGAGACUACGAACCGUAAACGCUGCUCUUUCAGCCACAAAUCAAUUCUCCAAGUGCCUGGCUGUGUGUAUCAAUGAUGUUAACCUCAAGGGAGAGGAGAACAGUAUGGAUCAUGUUUUGUACGCAUCACACACGGAUGAUUGUUUAGUAUUUUCAAUGAAAUGGGCUCCUCAUUGCUGUCUCUUUUUCCUUAUCUUUACCCGUUUCCCAUGGAGAAAUACUACGAUUUUUGUUUGGCACAAACUUCACAUGUAGGCAUGACGCUGUUCUGCAGGACGGUGUGACUGAAAUACGGACAACUUAAAGACUUAGUCACGCCGAAUCAAAUCCAAGCUCAUUAGCAGCUCUCGUGGGAUUUGAACUCACAAGCUUCCGGUCACUUUUACUGCUGAGCUACAACUGACCAGCUGAAAUAUCAUGCCUGUGUAUAAAGUCCCAGGAAAGAGUGCAACAUAUUAAAAAAAGAUUUGUCUGAAGUCACCAUUGAGCGUUAUAUUAGACAUGAGGGAAAGGUAAUUAACGAGACAAAAAACACAACAGCAAAUUCAGAAAAAUUAUAAUCAACAUUAUAGCUCCUUAUUCAGCGUCACUUCCUUGCUGAUUAUAAAACAUGGCGUAUGACUAUCACAAGGACAAAAAAAAAUUGCACUUUUUUAACUAGUUAUCUAAUUAACCCAGCGAUUUAAUAAGACGUCACUUAUGUUAUUAUUUUCUUUGCUUUGGUCAAGUUUUCCAGCUCUGUGUUUUCAUAUUUAUGAUAUCAAUAUCAGGCAAAGUUGACAGCAUAGCUAUAAUAACAUCAUAUAAAUGCCCUUGAUUAAAAACAAUUCAUUUAGGCUCAUCGUUCCUCUUAAUGUCAGGAUUCUUCAGCUUCAUGUUUUCUACGUUCUCUUAGACUGACACACGCUGUAACCAAUCAGCAAUGAGUAUAUGUGACAUUCAAUAAGGACAUACACUUUCCAUUUUUUGUUUUUGAGAUGGUGUUGAUGCGUUUUCAGAUUUGCCCUUGUGUUUUUGUAGUUUUUUUGAUUAAUGUAGUUUGCAUUUAUGGAGCAUAGUUUUAAAAAAAAUUUUUUUACAAUAACAUUAACCUGCUAAAAUGUAACUGAAUUAAACAGAUUUCAAAAGUGUCCUAAUGGGCGUGGCUUAGUAUUCUAAUGCGCACGCUUGAGUGACACGCCCUGUCGCUCCGACACGCCCACCCUACUACACCACACUCAUUAGUACAAGUUGAAUCAAACCAAAGGACACGGAAAACAGAAAACAAAACAAGAAACAUCAACCUUGUGAUUGAUGACUGUAAAACGUAUGCAAAUCUGCCUUGAAAUAAGCCCCGCCCACUUUACAUCUGAAUACAUCUAGACAUACUGGACAUUAUGCUCAUAAGACCAACUAUAUCUUUUUAAGAAAAGAUUUCCUGUGACUUUAACCAUCAGAGAAUGACUCUGCUUUUCAAAUCUUUUUAUUUCCACUUAAUAAAACCCCAAUAAGCCAAAGUUAUUUUUUUCCAGAUAAUCACAGAACAACUGAGGUGUGAAUGAGGAGCGUGUGUUGUGAGGAAAUAACCACUCCGUCUGUAAAUAUGUACAUGUGUAAGAGUGUAACUAGAGUUUAUACUGGAGCUGUAUAUUGUUAUGAUGAUGCACUUCGGUCACUACUGCCUGGAGAGACGGGAUUCUCUCCACGAUAUUUGCGCUACAGCUCUCACUGUUCGCUUGUGUUGUAUGUCAGAUUUGCCAGUAAAUCACACUACUGUAUCUUUUUUUGUUGUUGGUUUUUUUAAUCCCCAUCCUGCUCUUGUAAUAUGUAACCGUUUUUCUAUGCAAAAAUGAAAAAAAGCAGAUGUCACAGAUUAAAAUUCAGUCCUUUUUA